Molecule: messenger RNA, 2430 nt
Organism: Dicentrarchus labrax (European seabass)
Lineage: Eukaryota; Metazoa; Chordata; Actinopteri; Moronidae
Product: butyrophilin subfamily 3 member A2
Exons: 6
Coding region: 16-1632 (538 amino acids)
Source: RefSeq, a predicted model, not a curated record
AUCGGAAGUUUGUGAAUGAAGUUGUCAGUCGGCGCUGGAGCUGCACGCAAACACAACACCAGUCCGAAACCUCUCAUGGUGUCCCUCCAGCAGACAGAAAGAGCCCACCUGUGUGCAGUGGGCAUGCAUCAACGCCUCCUCCUGAUCGCCACUCUGACCGCUGCUUGUACAGGAAAUCCUUUGCCGCAUGGUCCACCAGAACAGGUCCUUGCCUUCGCUGGUGAGGCUGUCAUUCUUCCCUGCAGUUUCAGUCCCACUGGCAGCGAUGAUUUUCCAACAGUGGAAUGGUCCAAGGAAGACCUGCAGCCCAAUGUCGUCUUCUUGUACCGGGAUGGCUGUGAGACUUAUGAGAUGAAGGAUCCACUCUUCCAGUACAGGACAAGCUUCAUCCCAAAAGAACUGAAGAACAGAAACGUCUCAUUAAGGAUCUCCAACGUGCAGCUGUCUGAUGCUGGGAAAUACCAAUGCAAGAGGCUCUGGAAGAACGGCCGCCGAGACAUUACCACAGUGGAGCUUUCUGUGGCUGCAGUUUCUGAGCCAAAACUCUCAGUGCUUUCAGCCGACAGUGGAGGAGUGACUCUUCAGUGUAAGGCCAGUUGCUGGCUGCCAGAGCCUAAGAUCCAGUUUCUAGAUGAUCAAGGAAACAACAUCUCCGCUGAAGACCCAAAAAGAGAUCAAAAUGCCAGCGGAUGUUACACUGUGACACAAAAAGUGACCCUCCAGGAUGCCACCAACAGCGUCACCUGCAGAGUUUACCAGCCAGAUAUCAACCAGACCAGGGACACACAGAUUCUCAUACCAGUUGACUGCAUGAGAUCCUGCUCUCUAGCCAUUAGCAUCGCUGUUGCAGAGGGAAUUAUACUUCUCUUGGCUUUGUGUGGAUUAGCUGUCUUUUUAUGUAAAAGAUGUGACAAAUCUGAGGGACAAAAGAAGAAGGUGACGAGGCAGCCGUCAGAUCAAAGUACAAUGAGUGGUACCUCUCAAAAUAAGCCGUUACUUCAAACUGUCGAGGCUCACAAUGUGAGAAACAGCGACAUUGAGGAGCUGAAAAAAGAGUUGGCUGACGUCAAUUCAAAGCUUCACGAAAAAGAAGAGACCAUCCGCCAACUAGAGAACAAAAUCAAACCUCAGCUAAGUCCUGUUGUUUGCUACCAAGACCAACCGACGACUGUCUGCAGUCCUUCCAAAUGUCCACCAGACAUCCCAAAACCCUUAAACCCACCGUACGACAACGGCCAAAAGGCCAGGAAUGGAUCCGAUGACCACAAUCCAAAAUCUACAGCUUCAACCAGCAGCAACCCUCAAGUACCUGCCAACUUAUUCAACAAAGGUCAAAAACCUGUCAUGUCACGACAGAACAGUGAUCCAAAACCAGUCCAAAGAAAGCGCAUCCACAGCCUCCCCGACAACUUGGUCACUGAUGUUGCAGUUCCGUCAUUUCCUCCAACCAGCACUUUGAAGAAAAAGCUUGGUCACAUCAGUCGUUCGAUGAGUGACUCUUACACUGACUUUGGUCCAAAUGUCCCCAAGGUUCAGCGUCGACUAUCCUUAGUGUUACCAUCGUCUAACAACCGCUUUGCAGUCCUGUCUGGAUUACAAGAAGAAAAAGAGCUGCUGUAUGAGAAAGAUUAACACAAAGCAGUAAAAGUUUCAGUUAUGGAUUCCCCCGAAAACUGAGGAUAUUAAAACAAAUCUGCAUGGCCAUAUCCCACCAGCAGUAAGCAGGGUAAUUAAAAUUCUAGUAAAACCCGUUGUUUAUAAGAAAAUAAGCUCUUUAAUAUUUAAAUGUUAUGCUACUUUAUACGUCUACUCGACCACAUGUCUUUACCCCUCAUCCUUGUUAUAUUCUUCCGGACAACAGCUCAGGUAUGAGGUUGAAAUCAACAGGCACUUUAAUUUGCUCAAAACAAGCAGUUACUUAAAACAGCUCGAAAAAAAUAUUUCAUAAGCUUUUUAGCUUUUCAUUGAACUUGACAUUUAAUUUAAAAAAUAACUUUAAAAUUUCAAACCCUUGUUCAUUUUAAUUGCUGAAUUUUAGAGGUGCUAGAAGAUACACAGAGCCUAGCUUGUGGUUUUCUCUUCAGUCCAGUCUUUAAGCUGAGCCAAGCUGACCAGGUACUGGCUCCUUCUACAUAUCUGCUGUACAGACAUGAGUGAGGUGUACAUCACAUUCUUGGCUUUAGCUAUAACUACUUGCUAAAUGGUUGUUGCUGCAAUAUUUCUGUCACUUUUUGUACAUUUCUACAGUUAUUGAGCACUAGUCUGUAUUUAAAAAACAUGUUUUAAGUAAUAUUUAAUGUCUGGGGUUGUAUAUAAGGGUUAUUUUAUCUAAAAUUGCUUUAAUUGGUGAAUUUUUGCAUGUUUUUUUACAUUUGUACUUGUUUAUGUCCUCUACUCUCUGUAGUGAAAUAAAGCUUUUUUUUUUUUUAA